ACACACACACACACCCCCCCUCCCCCUCAAUAUUAGCUUAAGAUAAAAAACAAGAUGUCUCACCCAUGCUCUCUUCUCCUGGCCUUGAAUCUGAUCACCAUCACCUUGGCUUUGCUCUCUCAAAGAUCUCAAGCCCAGUUGAGCCCCUCCUUCUACAACUCCACCUGCUCGAACGUGUCGGCGAUCGUUCGCAGCACCGUCCAGCAGGCGCAGACCUCCGACGUCCGCAUUUACGCCAGCCUCACUCGCCUCUUCUUUCACGAUUGCUUCGUCCAAGGUUGCGACGGGUCGGUUUUGCUGGUCAAUAGUUCGACGAUUCAGACCGAACAGGAUGCCGUCCCAAAUAAGAACUCGAUUCGAGGUUUCAACGUCGUCGCUGACAUCAAGACGGCCGUGGAAAAUGCUUGCCCAGGAGUUGUCUCCUGUGCCGAUAUUCUCGCUCUCACAGCUGAAGCUUCAGUUAACUUAGCUGGAGGACCCUCAUGGACUGUGCUACUGGGGAGAAGGGAUAGCACCACUGCAAACAUCACUGCAGCCAACAAUCUCCCUAGCCCCUUUGAUAACCUGACCACUCUUGAACAGAAGUUCGCCGCCGUCGGCCUCAACGACACCGAUCUCGUCACGUUAUCAGGAGCUCACACAUUCGGCCGAGGCCAAUGCCAGUUCGUCACUCCACGGCUCUAUAAUUUCAGCAGCACCGUGAAUACAGACCCGACCCUGAACUCAACCUAUGCGACCACAUUGGAGCAAAACUGCCCCCAGGGCGGGAACGCAUCGGUCCUGAAUAAUCUCGACCCGAUCACGCCGAACACGUUCGACAGCAACUACUACAUAAAUCUGCAGAACCACCAAGGGCUCUUCACAUCUGAUCAGGAGCUCCUGUCGGAUCCCAAUGCGACGACGACCGCCUCGAUCGUCAAUAAUUUCGCUGGCAACCAGAGCGCAUUCUUCGAUAGCUUCGUGCAGUCGAUGAUCAACAUGGGGAAUAUUAGCCCCUUGACAGGGAGCAGUGGGGAGAUCAGAACCAACUGCAGUGUGGUGAAUAGCGGAUCCGGUUUGGAGUUGCAUAUUCGGAUUCAACAUGAUUCUGACAAGGGUUCAGCUGCAGAAUAAAAUAUUAAAAAAUAGGGUAAAUUGCAAAUUUGGUGUGGUGGGUGACAUUUUGAUCCUCAAACUUUAAUUUAUUGUCAUUUCUUGCUCAAACUUUUGGAAUUGGUGCAAUUAAGUUCUAUAACCCAAAUUAGUUGACUAAAUAUUGAUAUAUUACUAAAAUAGAAGUAAUGUAAUAGUGAUGUGAUUGAUAAUACACAAAUAUUUAAAAUGCCAUAUUACUUUUACAUCAGCGAUCAAUGCGUCAAUAUUUAGUUAAUUAAAUUAGGUUUUGGAACUUAAUUAUAACAAUUCUGAAAGUACAAGCUAGAAAUUACAACAAAUUAAAGUUUGAGCACUAAAUGUCAUCGGUCUCAUAGUUUGAAGAACAAGCAUGCAAUUUACCGCAAUAAUAUAUAAUGUAUCUGAACUUAAAUCUAAAUAGCUUUUUGUGAUCACAAUAAUAUGAUCAGAGAUAUACUCUCUCUCUCUC
This is a messenger RNA of Ananas comosus (pineapple), 1582 nucleotides long. Its product is annotated as peroxidase A2-like. Gene Ontology annotation, biological process: hydrogen peroxide catabolic process; response to oxidative stress. NCBI's taxonomy places the organism in Eukaryota, Viridiplantae, Streptophyta, Magnoliopsida, Poales, Bromeliaceae. The record is from RefSeq and is a predicted model, not a curated record. The transcript has 4 exons. The coding region runs from base 55 to 1113 and encodes 352 amino acids. Gene Ontology annotation, molecular function: peroxidase activity; heme binding.